CUGGCUUUUUAAUUAGGAGAGAGAAAGAGAGAGAGGACCGGGUCGCAGGGAAGAGAAUCGAAGUCCAACGAAUGAUAAAGCUGCUGCACUCGAGGGGGGUCUUUACACCCAAGGCGCUCUUUAGCAAUCCCUCCUCCCAUUUCUCUUGCAGAUACGCUUCGUCGAGUUCUAUUAACCUAAAGAUGGAAUCCGAGUUUUAUACGUUCGGGCCGUAUAAAAUAAACCAAAAAGAAGUAUUUUACUCUACGGCGCUAUCGUACGCCCUGGUGAAUCUGAAGCCUGUUAUUCCCGGUAAUGUGCUCGUUUGCCCAAGGCGCGAAGUGAAGCGCUUUGUUGAUCUCACUGUUGAAGAGACUAGUGAUUUAUGGCUUGCGGCGCAGAAUGUUGGCAAUCGGAUUGAGCAUCAUUAUAAUGCAUCUUCACUUACAUUUUCAAUCCAAGAUGGGCCACAGGCAGGACAGACUGUACCUCAUGUUCACAUCCAUAUCCUCCCGAGGAAAAGUGGUGAUUUCAAGAACAAUGAUGAGAUCUACGAUGCUGUGGAUGUAAAGGAGAAGGAACUGAAAGAGAAGCUAGACCUGGACAAGGAAAGGAAAGAAAGAAGCUUUGAGGAGAUGGCUCAAGAAGCAGAUGAACUUCGAAAGCUAUUCGCAUAGAUAUUUCUAUCGUGGUGCAUAGGUGUGGUAUAUUGUCAUUUCACUCCAAUAUGUAUUUUGAUUUGGUCAACCAGCAAUUUUUUAUUGGAUGCAGAAGAAAUUUAUUCCUAUAAGGAGAAAAUUCAUCAGCAUCUCUCAUGGUUUCUAAACUUGUAUGAGGUUUCAGUAAACAAGGGGAAAAAAAAAUUAUAACUUUUAGGACAGAAUUAUUGGGUUCUGAGCAAGGUUUACAAAAAAUGUCACAAAAUUCAUUAUAAUUGCCGUUUUAAUAGAAACAGUCACUAUCCAUUAUUUCAUCCA
Magnolia sinica is the source of this 956-nucleotide messenger RNA. RefSeq names its product bifunctional bis(5'-adenosyl)-triphosphatase/adenylylsulfatase FHIT. Lineage: Eukaryota; Viridiplantae; Streptophyta; Magnoliopsida; Magnoliales; Magnoliaceae. Bases 72 to 656 code for a protein of 194 amino acids. The transcript has 5 exons. Gene Ontology annotation, molecular function: catalytic activity. The record is from RefSeq and is a predicted model, not a curated record.